Messenger RNA from Nelumbo nucifera (sacred lotus), 2635 nucleotides. RefSeq lists its product as uncharacterized. NCBI's taxonomy places the organism in Eukaryota, Viridiplantae, Streptophyta, Magnoliopsida, Proteales, Nelumbonaceae. The record is from RefSeq and is a predicted model, not a curated record.
ACGCCUCACUUCUCCACCAGAAAUAUAGAAAACAGAAACCCUAGCUAGAAAACCCUUACCUCUCAUCUCUAAAGUCCAAUCCAUUCGCUUUUGUCGUUCCUCCUUCGCAACUCGAACCAGUAAUAUAUCAAAUGGCGAAGAAGAAGGCCUCGAAGCAAGAGAAGCCUCCUGGAGAUCUCCCCCCGUCCCUUGAAGAGAAGAAGCCUCAAGAAAAACCUCGUAAUACCGCGGAGGAGGAUCCCUCGGAGAAGCUCGCCAGCUUGAAAUCUCUUAAUGCUCUUCUCCUAAAAGAGACUGUCGAGCGCAGGCAACAGGUCGACUCUCUUCUUCAGUCCAAGGAGGCCCUUGAGUCGGAGAUAUCUCGCUCGGCUGCCCAGAAACAGACAUUGAUGGCCGAGAAGGAACUCUUUGAAGAUGAGAUGAUAGCUGCCGAGAUCGAGCAGCGCCUUACUCUGGUUUUCGUCUCUUCUCAACUCCACCAACAAACGGAGCGGCUUAAGAACCGGAUUCGGAGAGAGGAUGAAAAAGUGAGCGCCGAGAGUGCUGCUCUCAAAGCUAAGAUGGAAGAAAAUGUCAGAGAUGAGGAGAGACGGAGAGAAGCUGUGGAGAUGAAGUUGACACGACAGCAGAGAGAUCUGGAUCAGCUCAGUGACGAUUUUUACAGGUAUAGGGAAGGAGCUAGUAAGGAUAUCGAUUUGAAACAAAAGGAAGUGGAUCAGUUGAGGUCGAUCGUGGAAGACCUUGAGAAGAGCAAUGAAGAGGCUCGUGACGACAUUCGACGGAUACAAGUAGAGCGCGAUGGUGUCCUGGGAGAGAAGGAAGAAAUGGUGAGAACACUUGGAGAACUAAAGAAAGCGAUUACUGAUGUUGUUAGGGAGAGGGAUCAGAUUGAACGGGCCAGGAUUGAUGGAGACCGUGAGAUUGACUCAUUGAAGAAAUCUGUAGAGGCUCUCACUGCAGAUCUUGGUCGUGAGAGAGAUGCUUCUGAUCGUGUCCUUCUUGAGAAAGAUAUGAUUCAGAAGGAUCUUGAUAUCCAGACACUGCAGGUAGAAGGUCUGAGGUCGGAACUCCUUCAGCUGGAGAAGAACUAUGYAGAGACUCAAAACGAGCUCCGGCAAUUACAGACAGAGCGCCAAGGACUACUGGAAGAAAAGGAGGAAAGAGAAAGGGACCUUGGAUGCUUGCUAAGUGACAAGGACUCUUUACAGAGAAGGCUAGAGGAGUCAUCACGGUUAGUUGAAGAUACGGAGAGGGAGAUCAGAGGACUUGUUGCUGAGAAGGAACAGAUUGAACUGGAGAGGACUAAUCAGGCAGCUACAAUAACCGAAUUGCAGAAAGAAGUAGGCGAGCUCAUUUCUACCAUAUCCAGCCUAAGAAAGCAGGAAGAGAGUCUGCAACUGGAAGUUUCUGAGAUGGGGAAAAGGAAUGCUGAUGCUUUGGAAAAGCAGGAGCACUUAAGAGAGGAGUUCAACGCAUUGGUGGAAGAAAAAAGGGAGGCAGAAACAAGUAUUGAGCAGUUAAUGGAGGAAAAAUCUUCAACAAUGAGAAGUUUGGAGGAGUCCUUGCAGCAAUUAGAGGAGCAGAGGAGAAAGAUGCUUGAGAUUGUUAAAGAGAAGGCUGACAUAGAGCAGGUGAAGAUUAAGCAGGAAAUUGAGAUUGCUGAACUGCACAAAGAGGCGGGUGAGCUUAGGGCCACUACAUCCGAACUACAAAGGUCAUGUGACGACCACACAGAAAAAAAUAACCAACUCCAGCACAAGGUUAUCAGUCAGAGAGAUGCUUUGGAGCAUAUUACUGUUGAGAGGGAUGAUGCUAUGAAGGAGCUUGAGCAAGAGAGAAAUGUGGCAUCAAGCUUGAGGAUUGAAAUUGUGGGAUUAGAGAAGAACUUGAAGGAUACCCAAGGAGAGCUCAUGCAGAUAAGCAUGGAAAGGGAUAGCCUGAUUGUGGAAAAGAAAGAAAAGGAAAACCACAUUGAACUGCUGAUGGAGGACAAAGCAUUCAUGGAAAGAACAGUGGCAGAAGCUCAACAAGGUCUGAAGGAAUCGCGCAUGAAGGUGAAAUCUGCAGAUGGGUUUUGUGGGAGAACCUUAUCCAUGUUAAAGGACACUGCAACCAUGAUUUAUGGCUCCCAAGGUAAAGAGAUAGAUGGAAAAGAAUAUUUUAUUGGUAAUUCAGAGAGUAUAGAAGAGGAAAUUCUACCUUUUGUUACAGAGCUGGAAGCGAUCAAGAAGGCAUUCAGAAAUAGGGAGGAAAAGGCGGAGGACAUGAACCGGCAACUGGAAUUACUGCACAACUCUCUGACAGCACAGAAGAAGAGGAACUUCUGGGCAUGGCUAUCUUCUGCAACAGCAAUUUUUGCUGCAGUAUCCGUGGCCUUUGCUUCUAGUGGACGCUAACCGAUGCAUAUUUUUUCAGUUUCGUUUUUCCUUUAGUGGUUCUGUAGGCUGUAGCAACUUCUAGGAUCUAAAUUUUGUAGUUCACUGAACAGUGAAAACGUUGCAGUAUCAAGUUUAACUCUUCCAACUAAGAAGAGCAUGUUUUGUUUUUCUUUUUCCUUCUAGUAACGAAUAAAUGAUGGCCAGUUCACAUAUUGGCUCUGAUCGCUUACCACAGUCGAUUCAGAUGAUUUGUUCUA